GGUAUGAUGAAUCACCAUUUUUCUCUUCGGGAGUUUGUGUGUCUUCACUGUUUCCCUCGUAAUUUGCAUCGUCAACUUGUCUUCUCACGUUUGAAUGGUUUUGUAGGACUGAAGUUUAUCUACGGUAGAGAGUCACGUGCUCAGAGAUGCACGUGAUCGCCAGGUAUAAACACUUGACAUAGUUCAUGAAUUACCAAACAUGUCAAGUGUUAUAUAGGGGCACGUACGUUGGAUAUGGUGUAGCUGAGGUCCUGAGUAAACAGUUACUCCAACGAAAUUCCGGAGCAAAGGUAGAUGAAAAGCCGGUUGCCAGCUCAAGUUUCAAAAACAGCAUUUCCGGAGAUAAGCAGAAUCCUGAUUUUUCAACAUCACACACUGAGCAGAGAUGGUGUCUGCAUUUAUGCCACUGGUGCUUCUGGCCGAGGCGGUGGGCCUGGUGGUCGUGGGGCUGGUCAUCGCCUGGAUGGUUGUUUACCAGGAUGGCUUUGCCCUUGACCGCAGCAGCAAGGAAUUCAACCUCCAUCCCGUAUUCAUGGUGCUGGGGCUCCUCUUCCUAAAUGCUAAUGCCUUGAUGACCUACCGUAUCAUCGGCAACUUCCUCAACCGGACAGUGGUCAAGAUCAUCCACCUGAUCUUGCAAACGUUGGCUGUGGUCUUUGCCUCCUUUGCUCUGGCCUGCGUCUUCCACUUCCACAACGCCAGCGGCUUUGCCAACCUCUACUCCUUGCACAGCUGGGUGGGCAUUGCCACCUUUGCCUUCUUCUGUGUUCAGCUUAUUCUGGGCUUUUUGGCGUUCAUCAUCGGCGGGUACUUUCUCCCGUCGUCCACGGAGUACCUCCGCAAAGUGUACCUCCAUGUGCACGUUUACGGCGGCGCGUUGAUCUUCCUGAUGGCUGCGGCUACAUCAUUGCUGGGAACUGCCGAGUUCAUCUCCUUCAAAAUCAAGAACUACUCGGAACUACCAGCACAGGGGGUUUUGGCCAAUGUUCUGGGCGGGUUCAUCGUGUUCUUUGUUGCUCUAGUGUGCUACAUUCUGUACAACGAAAAGUACAAGGCGUCGGCCCCACAGUCACCUCCCUAUGAGCAGCAAAUCAACAUUGAAAAAGACUAAAUGGAGUCUGGGUAACUGACUUCACAAAAAUUCAUUUGUUUUUUCAUGGUAUUGAGCUCACACUGUGUUAGUAUGAUGUUACCCUUCAAAAAACUAAUAAAAUUCUCCUUUGUGCAACUUAAAUGCAGGGAGAACCGAGAGAAGACCAUUAGAUUACAGUAAAAUAGGAAGAAAGCUUUCAACACUUACCACAGACCUUUUUCACUGCUGUGACUAAAUGUAAACAAUACCACCAGGUAUGGUGGUAUAUUCUUACGGGCAACUUCAAUCACGUGCAAGCGCAUGUGCGAACGCUGCAUGCUUGACUAGUUUAUCUUGAAUAAGUAGUUUUCAAGAUGUAUUUUUUU
This is a messenger RNA of Acanthaster planci (crown-of-thorns starfish), 1458 nucleotides long. It is a transcript of the gene cyb561a3, whose product is annotated as cytochrome b561 family member A3. Gene Ontology annotation, molecular function: oxidoreductase activity. The record is from RefSeq and is a predicted model, not a curated record. Lineage: Eukaryota; Metazoa; Echinodermata; Asteroidea; Valvatida; Acanthasteridae.